AGGUAUCGCCCAACACCAGACAGAUGAGCAAAAGAAUUGCACAAGACGAGAGCCAAGCUGAUACCAAGAAGCUUGACACCUCGUUUAACAAGGAACAAAUUCAUUCCUUUUUCGACCCACAGGUAUGGCAGACAUCAUUUCAAGACCUACUCAAACAAGAGGUCGCUCGCAGCGAGCCGUACCGAUGGGGAACCAUUAAAUCCCUAAUGGACGACACCCUCUUGAGAAACGUCCGCAAAGAGGUGCUCAAUGAAAUCGCCUUCACGAAGAAGGAAACCGAUAUCUACAAGGUGUACCAGUCCGGAGACUUGGCCAAUUUAUCAGGAUUAGACUGGGAUGACCUUUCUCGGUUACCAUCAUUAUAUCAGCUAAGAGCAGCCAUCUACUCUCAGGAGUUCCGUGACGUCAUCUCCACUAUCACGGGAUCUGGAAAACUCAGUGGGAUCAAGACCGAUAUGUCGGUGAACACUUAUAGAAACGGGUGCCACUUAUUGACCCAUGAUGACGUGAUAGGGUCAAGAAGAGUGAGUUUUAUUCUAUACUUACCCGACCCCGACAAACAAUGGAAGGAGAAGUACGGCGGGGCCUUGCGGUUGUUCCCAGCCAUUGUCCCCAACGUUCCGUCCACGGACUACUCCGCCAAAUUGGUUCCUCAAUUCAAUCAAAUAGCUUUUUUCACGGUACAACCUGGACUUUCUUUCCACGACGUGGAAGAAGUGAGGGUGGAUAGACACAGAUUAUCUAUCCAAGGGUGGUUUCAUAUUCCCCAGCCGGGUGAAGAUGGGUACAUUCCUGGUGAGCAAGAAGAAACCGAGUCCAAGAGUACUUUGCAGCAAUUACAAACAAAGGAAUUACAAGAGUUCGAUUUCCCCAAACCACACCGAGUGGACUUUCCUUGCGAAGAACUAAAGCUCUAUGAAGACUUCACGGAGUUUGGCUUCACCUCGUCGGAACUCGAGUAUUUGGGUCAGUUUGUCAAUCCUAUCUACCUCCAGAAGUCCACCAUUACUCUGCUCAACAAGUCGUUUAUAAAUGAGUCGCUUGUGGAGCUCCCCAACUUUUUGAAGCUGGAUCUUGCCGAGGAGAUGAAGAAGAUCAUAAGAACGACGGAGAUCGAGUUGCCUGCCCCACAAACCUCCAAACAAAUACAGUUCCCGUGGAAGUGCGCGGUGCCUCCUCACAAGCAGAGAUUUAUGUACAUCGACGGUAAGGACGACUUUGAUUUAUCCGAACUGUCCAUACGCUUCUCCAACAAAAUAGGACCCCAAGAGGUGCCCAAUUUCGGCCUUCUCCAGAAAACCCCGCUUCUGGAGCCUGAUCACAAAAUUGUUCAAUUGUGCCAGUUUCUCAAGUCAAUCGUGUUCCGCAAAUGGGUUAAGAUCUUAACUUCUUUGAUUUUGACCAGUGACCAGGUGUUGGCCCGGCGGUUCAGGCCCGGCCAGGACUUCAUUCUUGCCACCACUACCGACAAAGAGCUUGCCAGGGCCCAUCUUGGCGAAUCAAAUGUUUUACUAGAAGCGACCUUGGGCCUCACUCCAACGGCUGCAAAUCCCGAAAACUGGGACCUGGGAGAGUUUGGUGGCUACGAGUUGUGUAUGGCGUUGGAGAAUGAUGGGUCCGACUUCGAGGACGAUGACCCCGCUAUCUACAAGCCCAGCGACCCUAAUGAUGAUAGUGUGUUAUACUCUAAGCAGUGCACCUGGAACCAUUUAUGCUUGAUGGUAAGAGACCCUUCGGUAUUGAAGUUCAUCAAGUACGUCAGUGUGAAUGCACACGGGUCGCGGUGGGACAUCUCGUGCCAGUGGAACGUCAAACAAGAGGAAGAGGACGAACAAGAGGAUGAUAAUGAAAAUAACGAAUAGGACAUCGGACAAGAGUGAGCAUUUGUCCUGAGUCGGAUAAUUAGGGUGAACUAGUGUAACUGGUGUCAUAGCACCUAAUUAAGUAUUAUCUAGUGUCUUAUCACCAUAUUGGGGUAGUGUAGGAGCGUCGGAAAUUCGGCACUGUUAGAGAUAUAUAUUACCCACAAUACACGAACCCAACAUUUA
Molecule: messenger RNA, 2048 nt
Organism: Yamadazyma tenuis ATCC 10573
Lineage: Eukaryota; Fungi; Ascomycota; Pichiomycetes; Serinales; Debaryomycetaceae
Gene: OFD1
Product: oxidative DNA demethylase
Biological process (GO): regulation of translational termination; peptidyl-proline hydroxylation
Cellular component (GO): cytoplasm
Molecular function (GO): L-ascorbic acid binding; peptidyl-proline dioxygenase activity; iron ion binding
Source: RefSeq, a predicted model, not a curated record